Messenger RNA from Fulvia fulva, 1029 nucleotides. Its product is annotated as NmrA-like family domain-containing protein 1. The transcript has a single exon. NCBI's taxonomy places the organism in Eukaryota, Fungi, Ascomycota, Dothideomycetes, Mycosphaerellales, Mycosphaerellaceae. Bases 1 to 1029 code for a protein of 342 amino acids. The record is from RefSeq and is a predicted model, not a curated record.
AUGGUUCAGAGACAGCUUUUCGUGAUCAUUGGAAUUACCGGCAACCAGGGAGGCUCGGUAGCACGCACGUUCCUGAAUGAUCCGGCACUUCAAAGCAGGUACCGCCUGCGUGGCCUAUCACGUACCCCAUCCUCGCCUGCAAGCCAGGAACUCGCAGGCCAAGGCGUCGAGAUGAUGCAAGCGGAGCUGCACGAUCCAGCAUCUCUUGCUCGUGCAUUCGAAGGGGCCAAUGUAAUUUUCUCGAUGACCGAUUUCUGGGCACCAUUCUUCGAUCCUUCCAAUCAUGCCAAAGCUCAAGAAGCCGGCAAGUCGAUAGGCGAGCUUGCAUACGAGCUCGAAUAUGAGCAAGGCCGCAACAUUGCGGACGCAGCUGCCAAUUGUCCCUCAUUGGAGCGCUUCGUGGUGUCCAUGCUCGUGAGCCCGAAGAAAUGGAGCAAAGGCCAUCUGAGCAAGCUAUGGCAUUACGAGAGUAAGGCAGACAUGAUGACAUACAUCGAGUCCAACUAUCCUCAGCUUCAUGCCAAGUACAGUGGACUGGACUUGGGCAUCUUUUAUCAAUCCUGGAAAUGGUUCGUCCCCAUAAUCGCACCGCAGAAGGGUGGGCAUGGCGUAUUCGUGCUCCGACGACCGGGAAAUGGAGAGAAACCAGUACCCAUGGUCAACCCAAGAACAGACACCGGCCCAUAUGUCAGAGCUUUGCUCCAAAAGGAGCCUGGGGUCCACCUCUGUGUAGGCACUUACCUGGGCAGCUGGAAAGAGUGGCUUGAGCUCUGGGGCAAGAUCAAGAACAAGCCAGUACGCUACGAAGUCGUAAGUAUUGAGCACUACGAGGAGACGCUCUCGAAGGCUGGCCUUCCGCCCACAUUUGGUACAGAAAUCGGUGAAAUGUUUCAGUGGAUGAACGAUUAUGGCCACGACGGAGGUGAUCCUGAUGUGACGAGGAGGGAAGAUUUAGGUAUUGAGAUCCCUGGUCUGAACUAUGUGGAGGACUAUAUCAGGGACGAGGAUUGGUCCUCUAUUGGAGCAUGA